GUCCCGGGCGGGGAGGGGAGGAGCCGGGCGCAGCGAGGGGAGGGGAGGGCAGGGAGGAGAGGGAGGGGGCGGGGGAGCGCCGUGCGUCCGGCCGGCGGCAGCGGCACCCGCGGCGCGCCCGUCCCAGCGCCCACCCCGGGCAGUGGAAACUGAGCCACAAUGGAGGCUGUCGUCUCAGAUAGUCCUCCAAACCCAAGUUGCAAAAUCAUGACUUUUAGGCCUUCGAUGGAUGAAUUCAGGGACUUCAACAAAUACUUAGCAUACAUGGAAUCACAAGGCGCUCACAGAGCUGGAGUUGCAAAGGUCAUCCCACCAAAAGAGUGGAAGCCAAGAAAACAUUAUGAUGAUAUUGAAGAUUUGGUAAUUCCUGCUCCAAUUCAGCAGAUGGUCACUGGCCAGUCAGGGCUCUUCACACAGUAUAACAUUCAGAAAAAGCCAAUGACAGUGAAGGAGUUCAAGCAGCUGGCCAACAGUGACAAAUACUGCACCCCAAGACACAUAGCUUAUGAAGACCUGGAGCGUAAAUACUGGAAGAACUUGACUUUUGUGGCACCAAUUUAUGGAGCAGAUAUCAAUGGAAGCAUUUAUGAUGAAGGUAUUGAGGAAUGGAAUAUUGCCCACCUUAAUACAAUAUUGGAUGUUGUAGGAGAAGAAUGUGGAAUUUCUAUUGAGGGUGUGAAUACGCCAUAUCUGUAUUUUGGCAUGUGGAAAACAACAUUUGCAUGGCACACCGAAGACAUGGAUCUCUACAGUAUUAAUUAUCUACAUUUCGGGGAGCCAAAGUCAUGGUAUGCUAUUCCUCCAGAACAUGGGAAGCGACUUGAAAGACUAGCUCAAGGUUUCUUCCCAAGCAGCUCUCAAGGAUGCGGUGCUUUUCUUCGCCACAAGAUGACACUGAUUUCUCCCUCCAUAUUGAAGAAGUAUGGAAUUCCUUUUGACAAGGUUACACAAGAGGCAGGGGAAUUUAUAAUCACCUUCCCAUAUGGAUACCAUGCAGGAUUCAACCAUGGUUUUAACUGUGCAGAGUCAACAAACUUUGCCACUAUCCGAUGGAUUGAUUAUGGAAAGGCAGCAAAGUUGUGCACAUGCAGGAAAGACAUGGUAACAAUAUCCAUGGACAUUUUUGUGAAGAAGUUUCAACCAGACAGAUACCAGCUGUGGAAACAAGGCAAAGAUUUAUAUAUCAUAGAUCAUACAAAACCUACUCCUGAAUCAACACCUGAAGUAAAGAUCUGGCAGCAAAGAAGAAAGAAAAAGAAGCUUCCCAAGAGCUUACAGCACAACAGAUCUCGAUCUAAAAAGCUUAAAACUCCAGAGGACAAGAGACUGUCUGCUGUGGCAACUGAUGCAGAAAUCAUAGCGACUGAAGCAACUGCUGAUGACUUCAAGGUCAAUGAAAAACAAGAAGAAAAAGUGAGACGACUAAGUGCAGGAGUGCCUUCUGGGGAAGAAGAAAACAGUGGUAGAAUGCAGCUGGAUCAGGUGUUAUUGGAUAAUGCCAAGGGUGCAGGAAGCAUCCUUUCAGAAUCAUUUUCCAGUCCUGCUCCUACACUAGAGAAAACAAAAAUCAAAGAUGAAGAUGGAGCAGAUUCCAAUGACUCUGUCAUUACAUCUGAAGAUUCAGUGGCCUGUGUGCCCAUUUCUGAUAACUGUAGAAAAGAAGAGAGUUUGAAAUCUCAAUAUCAGUCUGUGUCACCCAUACCAUUCAAUGAGUCGCAGGAACAUACUUCUGAGGUGGAAAACCCAGGUAAAGAGGAAAAUGCCUUUAUAGAGGAUGAUGUGAGUGACCUAGAAAGCUGUGGAAGUAUCUUGGAACAUGGAGAAGUGCCUGUUGCAAAAAAGGAUGAAGAAGAUGGCAUGGAAACAUCCAGUUCAGCAGAAGCUGAAAGCAAGAAAAUAUCUAAAAGUUGGCGGCAUCCACUAAAUAAACCCCCAGCUAGAUCUCCAAUGACUUUGGUUAAACAGCAAGCAACUAGUGAUGAAGAACUGCCUGAAACAACUGUAAUGGAAGAGGAUGUUCACGAGACAGAGACAUGGGCUAGGCCUCUGAUCUCCCUUUGGCAGACGAGAGUACCUAAUUUCAGUGCUGAAAAAGAAUACAAUGCAGCUUGUGCAAAAAAGGAACCUCACUGUGCCAUUUGCACUCUUCUCAUGCCAUACUAUAAGAUUUUGUUUAUUUUCCAGCCAGACAAUCAUGCAGAAGAAGGUUCCACUUACAGGGAAACAAACUCAGAAGAAAUAUUGAUGAAUGAAAAUGAAAAAUCUAAACCUCUUAUUCCAGAGAUGUGUUUUAUUUAUAGUGAAGAAAACACUGAAAACUAUCCAUCAAAUGCCUUUAUUGAAGAAGAUGGAACAAGUCUUCUGAUUUCAUGUGCAAAGUGUUGUGUUCGAGUUCAUGCAAGUUGCUACGGUGUUCCUUCUCAUGAAAUCCAUAACGAAUGGUUGUGUUCGCGAUGCAGAAAAGAAGCCUGGACAGCCGAAUGUUGUCUCUGCAAUUUGAGAGGUGGUGCAUUAAAGGAAACUACUGACAAGAAGUGGGCGCAUGUAAUGUGUGCAAUUGCCAUUCCAGAAGUGAGAUUUGUUAAUGUUAUGGAACGUACACCAAUAGACACUAGCAGAAUACCUUUACAAAGAUUGAAAUUGAAAUGUAUUUUCUGCAGACAGAGAGUUAAGAAAAUUUCUGGUGCCUGCAUUCAGUGUUCUUAUGGACGCUGUCCAGCUUCCUUCCAUGUAACCUGUGCCCAUGCUGCAGGAGUGCUGAUGGAACCUGACGACUGGCCGUAUGUUGUCUACAUUACAUGUUGCAGGCACAAGAUCAACCAAAAUGUGAGAACUAAAGCAUGUGAGAAGUCCAUUACAGUUGGGCAGACAGUCAUAACGAAACACAGAAAUACACGAUACUAUAGCUGCAGAGUCAUAGGAGUGACAUCUCAGCUUUUCUAUGAAGUUAUGUUUGAUGAUGGCUCUUUCAGUCGAGAUACUUUUCCUGAAGACAUCGUGAGCAGAGACUGCCUAAAGCUGGGCCCACCUGCAGAGGGAGAGGUUGUCCAAGUGAAAUGGCCUGAUGGAAAACUGUAUGGUGCAAAGUACCUGGGAACAAAUACAGCUCACAUGUAUCAGGUUGAGUUUGAAGAUGGUUCUCAAAUAGUAAUGAAGAGAGAAGAGAUCUAUACACUAGAUGAAGAGCUUCCUAAAAGAGUAAAAGCACGUUUUUCUACAGCCUCUGUCAUGAGAUUUGAAGACACGUUUUAUGGAGCAGAUAUUAUCCUGGGAGAGAAGAAGAGACAAAGAGUACUGAGCUCCCGUUUUAGGAAUGAAUAUGUGGAUGAUCCAGGAUACCGCACCUUCUUAAAAAGCUCUUUCCAGAAGCACUGCCAGAAGGGAUUAUAAAGAAAUAACAAAGAGCCAAAGACAGACAAACACACACACAGAAUGUUAGACUGGUUACAGCUGACUAAAAAUCAUACAAUGUUAGUUGCAGUUGGUUUUGGUUUAAUUAAACACUUGGUUUUACAGUGAACCAGUCCAUACAUGAGACUGGUAAGUUGCAGUACUUGAGUUACAAUUUCUCCAGUUAAUGCAUUAAAGAUUUUGUAGCAUUUUGCAUUAUGAAACUAAGAGGGAAAACCAAGUGAGAGAAGUGAGAGGAAAUGGCAUUAAACAGUGAUAUGCUGAAGAAAAUUUUCAGUCCUGCUUGCCUUGAAGUUAGUGAUAAAAUUCCAUUUGAAUUACUGGAGAAGAUUCGUAUCCAAAAAAGGAGACAUUUUAGUAACAAGAGACAAUCUCAGUGGCUUUUUUUUUUUUUUUUUCUGCAGGUGGGAAAGGAUGUUAAGUUUAAUAAUGGCAGUUUUUAUAAAACGUUUUUAAAGCAAAUACAAAUGUGUACAGGAUUAAGACAAAUGAAAGCUGUACUUACUUUGUACAGUGCUUUUACAUUUUUAUGUCACUACUGCUUUCAGUAGGGUUUGAUGUGGACUCAGCUGUUGACUUAAAUAUUUUUGGCUUUUAAGAAAGGUAUCUUCAGCCCAGCAAUGGUGUUUUGUAUAUUUAAAGAGAGAUUUUUGCAGUUAUUUUUAAACACAUUUUUCAUAAGAUCUAUUAAAAAAUAUCUAUUUGUAAAAUAAAAUUUUCUUUCAUUAUGUGUGUGAAAUACUAGAGUUUAAAUAUAUAUACUUAACAGACUAGUUUUGAAUGAAUAUAAUAUGGUCUUCCUUUUAAAAUAAUAUUCUAUCAAUGUAAUAAUGUUUUAAAUAAGUAUAAAAAUAAAAAAUCCUUUUACUUCCAUCA
Messenger RNA from Anas platyrhynchos (mallard), 4287 nucleotides. It is a transcript of the gene KDM4C, whose product is annotated as lysine demethylase 4C. Gene Ontology annotation, cellular component: chromatin; nucleus. The record is from RefSeq and is a predicted model, not a curated record. Gene Ontology annotation, biological process: regulation of gene expression; chromatin remodeling. Lineage: Eukaryota; Metazoa; Chordata; Aves; Anseriformes; Anatidae. Gene Ontology annotation, molecular function: histone H3K9 demethylase activity; histone H3K36 demethylase activity.